Alternaria infectoria is the source of this 285-nucleotide messenger RNA. RefSeq lists its product as uncharacterized. The record is from RefSeq and is a predicted model, not a curated record. Bases 1 to 285 code for a protein of 94 amino acids. The transcript has 4 exons. Gene Ontology annotation, biological process: mitochondrial electron transport, ubiquinol to cytochrome c. Lineage: Eukaryota; Fungi; Ascomycota; Dothideomycetes; Pleosporales; Pleosporaceae.
AUGUCUGUUUCAUCCUUCGGCCACCACGGCAAGACGCCCGCUGCUGUCGCUUACAGGAGUCCUUUUGGUCCUCAAUACACCAUCCCGAAGAACUACCACGGCCUCACCCUCAAGCAGGCCGCGAAAUACGGUGGCCUCGCCGCCGGCUUCGGCGGUGUAGCCGGAUUCUUCGCCCUCUUCUUCUUCGCCGAAGUCCCCAAGGUGCGCGACGACAUCAUGAAGAAGAUUCCCAUCCUGGACAAGUUCUUCACGGUCGAGAUACCGCCUGAGGAUAACCCUUUCUGA